AUAUUAUAAAAAUUUGAAUAAAAUAUUAAAAGGUAUACUAAUAGAAAAUUAAAUAAAAUAAAAAAUUUAGAAUAUUUCUCCUUCAAAUUAAAGAAAGAAAGAAAAUCUAAAAACAUUAUCUUCCCUCCCUCUUUAGAAAAAAUUGAACCAAAACACAAUUUUUUAGAAAGAAUUUUCUCCCUUCCCCUUUCCUCUUAAACCCUAGAACCUUUAUCCGUCGCCACUCAUCGUCUUCCCCUCACCUUCCUCCGCCUCACACUUUUGCUCCUGUAAUUUAUUUUUCUUCUUCUUCUUCCUCGUCAACCACUCAUCACCGCCGCUGACCGCCGUCCGGCUACAACGCCGCCGUCCAUACCUGGACGCAGUUCAGGUUUGGGAUUAAAGAAAACCCGACUGAACCGGCCGUUCGAAUCGGGAUUCAGGGGUUCACGGUGUAAGAAACUAGAACCGAAAUUGAACCGGAACCGACCGGCGGUUCGUAACCGGGUGAGCAUUUAGGCCGCCGCCGCCGCCGCCGCCGCAUGCUCCGUCUUCCUCUUUUCGUCGUUGCCUUCCUCAUCCGCCGCUCUCGCUCUCCGCCUUGUCCGCCCCUUCUUUGAUCAUCUUGAAUUGAAUUGUAUGAACUCUACUGGGGAUUGGAAAUCUCUGCGGCCAAUAUCCUCAAUGUUCUCUGCUCCACUUCUCACUUCAAGCAAAGGGUCUGAAGCUACCUUUGGUCCUCUGAGAUUUACCCCCGACCCCAACUCAUCCACCACUCUCCAUUUUUCUCAAUCCAUUGGUCCUUCCCUUCCGCCGAGAUAUCCGCAAUUAUCGUUUUCCCGGUUCCUCCAGAAAUGCAAUUCCGUUCCUUGCCCUGCCACUUCAAUUGCCUCUAUUAUCCGGCCCCUGAAUCCGAAUCCGCAUUCUCAUUAUCACAGAUUCAAUUCUCUUCAGAUGCUCCAAAUUCCAGGUGAAAAAUUGAUAGUUUUGUUUUUCCCAGCUGGGGAGAAUUCUGAUUGUGUGGGGACUUUGUUGUUGCCGGUAAAGGAUGAAAACUUGAAUGCCCUGUCACAGAAGAAAAAUUGUUUCCAGGUGGUGAAGGAAGGGAAUUUGAAUAAUCAACGAAUAACUCAGUUGCUGGUCACUCCUGCUGACGUUUCGGUUGGAUAUGAUUAUGGGGAUACUUUAUUUGGAGAUUGCCGCAAUAAUGCCAAUCUUAUUGUUGGCUAUUUGAUGGCACGCACUGAAUAUUCUGUUAUUUGGUACAGAGUGAGACUUUGUAAGGAUCGUGGCCGUAAUGAAUAUAUUGUUUGUAUGGAUUAUCUUGGCUGUGCUGAUCCUAAAAUGCUGAGGGGCUCUGCAGUCGUGGGUUCUUGUUGGAGUCCACAUUUUAGGAACGAGUGUUUGAUUUUGCUGGAAAAUGGCGACUUGCUAUUGUUUAAUGUUGAUUAUUCCUCUGAGAUAAAGGGUAAGUCUAAGUUUGUUACUCGCACUUAUGUGAGCAAAAUAAUAAAAGUUUCAUUGAAUAAUAAGGUGAUUUUGGAGGAGAAAAGUAGCGACAAAGAGCUGCAGUGGUUUGGAUGUGAGUUUGGUUGGCAUCCGAGGAUAUUUAUCACUUGUCAUCGUAAAGAGAUGUUCAUGGUUGAUAUGAGAACUGCAGGAGAGUGUAAUGUUUGUAGUUUGUUGAAGAUUGAGACAUCAUCUACAUACAAGAACGAUGGGUUCUUGACACUCUCAAGAGCAGGAUCAGACGGGUUUCAUUUUGCGGUGGCUACAAAGAAGGUACUGCUACUUUAUGAUGUGCAGAAACCAUUGAUGCCACCGCUGUCUUGGGUGCAUCGCAUUCGGAAUCCACGAUAUAUUGUUGUCUACCAAUUGGCAGAAUUAAGAGCAAAUGCGAAAGAUUCAAAAUACAAUUUAGCUUCCGAAUCGGGCUAUUGUAUCAUGCUUGGAUCAUUUUGGGACAACGAGUUUAGUCUUUUCUGUUAUGGACCUGAUAUAAGCAGAAAUUUAUCGGUCAAUUCUGAAACCAAUAGUUUCCUUGCAUGGGGAGACCCUUUGGAAUUCUCAUUGUCGGGGUCUGAUUGUAACUGUGGGAGUUGCAUUGUGCAUGAGGAGUUCCUGAAAGACUCCCUCCUCGCGUGGAUCGACUGGAGGCAGAAAAAGAUAAUAAGUCUAGGCUUUGGCAUUCUUCAUCCAGAUCUUUAUGCUCAGCUCUCCUCUCCUGAUAAUUUUGGUGGGUUUGUACUCAUCAGGCUAACUUCAUCAGGGAAGUUAGAAGCUCAGCGCUAUGUUGCAGCAUGGAAGCCUGAAAAACUUCCAUUGAUCGGUCACAAGAGAAAACUUGUUAGUCUUUUGUCGGAGGAUAAUAAUCUUUUGUACAAUUUUCCCCCUUCGGAAUACAAUGGUAAAAAGAAGUUUCAACACUUGAAGCUGGAAUAUCUGAAUGCAUGCUUGAAGGAUAACCUUGCAGAACUCAUUGUUGGAAGAAGACAAAACCGGGGGGAGCACGAUCAAGGUUCACAGAUAAAGCAGCAUGUGUAUAAAUCAGAAUACAUGUUCCAUCAAGAAAUGUGUGACAAAUUGAAGAAUUCCGGGCUUCCCAGAACGAGAACUUCUCUCACAAUCCCUGAUGUGAUGAAAGACAUCACCUUGCCCACGAGCGUGCGCGACAUUGCUUUAAGAAGCAUCUAUGCUUCUUUACCGAUGAACCUGUUGCAGAUGACCUUCUCCACCUACACUGAUUUGAAUGAAGAUUCUAAGCUCUGUAAGGAGCCCCUCGAAUUCUUGGGCAUCCCUCAUCAAUCGGAACUUCCACCUUGCGCUGUUAGAAAGCCAUCAGAUCGCUGCAACAAAUGGUCCUCUAAAUCUCAGCCAACCAAUGAUGCUCUUGUGGGUCCGAUUAUUCCACCUCAGUAUUUGGCCAGCCUUCAUAAAAUCUACAAAGAAGAGCUUGAAAGAGGGACAAAGCCUUAUCUGGAAGAGGCUGAAGCGUUCUCUGUGCAAGCUCAUAUCAAGCUUCAAUGUGAUAAAGUCAUGGAUAUUGUUCGGGAGCAUGUCUCUGGACCUGAGGCCAAACCACAGGAUGAUGAAUACGUUUCCCUUGCAGAUGAUGAUGAUAAUAUGAGCUAUGCUGAUCGAAAGAUGAAGUUUGCAUAUCAUAAACCAUCAGCAUUUGCUGAACACCCGUUGAGCGUGGAUGAGCAUUAUGGAUUUUCAACCCAUGUCUUCAAGAGAAACAAAGAAACCAAAUCUGAUUUCAGUCCAGAGAUGGUUGGAGAAGAAAUAUUCGACAUGGGCUGCCCAAUUGAGCUUAAAUUCAAGGAUUCUCCGACCGGUUUUAGCCAAAUGGAGCUUGAAGCAUUCAAGAAAUUGAAAAUACAGGAACUGGAUUUCAUGAAAAGCUUCAAGAUUUAUCAAGACUACAUUAAUCAGGGACCUAACCUGAAACAAUAGGAAUCAACCAACAAGAUAGACAUAAAAGAUUUACUGGAUCGAUAGCCUGGUAGCUUUAACCCCGAACCCCGGGUUUUGCAAAGGCAUUUGCUGUUCCAUAUGAACUGAAUCAUGUAAAUAUGUAGAGAGGAAAAAAAAGAGUUUGGGUAAAAAAGUGUAUCUUUUAACCGUACUCUAUAAAAGUAUAGAGUACUGUUUGUUU
Andrographis paniculata is the source of this 3637-nucleotide messenger RNA. RefSeq lists its product as uncharacterized. Lineage: Eukaryota; Viridiplantae; Streptophyta; Magnoliopsida; Lamiales; Acanthaceae. Bases 619 to 3435 code for a protein of 938 amino acids. Gene Ontology annotation, biological process: transcription by RNA polymerase I. Gene Ontology annotation, cellular component: fibrillar center. Gene Ontology annotation, molecular function: RNA polymerase I core promoter sequence-specific DNA binding. The record is from RefSeq and is a predicted model, not a curated record. The transcript has 3 exons.